Sycon ciliatum is the source of this 1107-nucleotide messenger RNA. RefSeq names its product programmed cell death protein 6-like. Gene Ontology annotation, molecular function: calcium ion binding. NCBI's taxonomy places the organism in Eukaryota, Metazoa, Porifera, Calcarea, Leucosolenida, Sycettidae. The record is from RefSeq and is a predicted model, not a curated record. The coding region runs from base 107 to 634 and encodes 175 amino acids. The transcript has 7 exons.
AUCAUCGAACUGGAAGCAACAGAAAUCGUUCAAGGAAGAUUUGUACCAAUUCUACUUGUAGUUUCUUCAGUUCGUUUGGCUUUCUAGCUUUGGGCAUCGUGCAGUCAUGGCCGCUCAACCAGCGUCUCGCGAAUUCUUGUGGGGAAUUUUCCAAAAGGUUGACACAGACAGAAGUCAAAAGAUCUCAGCCAAUGAAUUGGGACAAGCGCUGAAGAAUGGAUCGUUCACUCCGUUCAACCCAGAAACUAUUCGUCUGAUGAUCGGAAUGUUUGAUCGAGACGGUGAUGGCACGAUCAAUUUUGAUGAGUUUGGAUCUCUGUGGAACUAUGUGAGUCAAUGGCAGACUACGUUCCGUCAAUACGACCGGGAUGGUUCAGGUUCUAUUGAUAAACAAGAGCUCACCACAGCGUUGACAAGUUUCGGCUACCGGCUGUCGCCCAACUUCUAUGACGUUCUGAUUCGCAAGUUUGACCGAACGGGACGCGGUAGCAUCACAUUUGACGACUUCAUUCAGUGCUGCGUUGUUAUUCAGACCUUGACUGGCAACUUCCAACGCUUUGACACCAAUCGAAACGGCUGGAUUCAGAUUACGUACGAGCAGUUCCUGACGCUCGUCUUCAGUCUUAGGAAGUAGAUGAUGCUAUGCACGUGCACUUUAAAAAAAGUAGAUGCUGAAACUCGUGCACGCUGUAUGCAUCUACGCUUAUAUUCACUGUUGAAAAACAUCCAUUAUCAUGAAAUAGAUUGCUUGCUUAGUGCUCGUCGUACAUGUAUAAAUGCCGAAAUAGCGUCUUUGCUUUGAAUAGUUUUUAGAUGGACAUAUUUUAGCGCAAUAUCUUCUUUACUCCGUGGCUUGUUCACAACCUGUUUCCUUUGUCUUGGUCGUUUUCUGUUACCUAUCUGGGACUAUGUUGUUAAUGCCUGCGCAAAAAUAGAAACCGCUGGUUCGAGAGUCCAUGACCUUUGGUAGGUCUAACUGGAGCUAUGGCCAGUGGGAAUCGAUCAGUUUUCAACUCGGUUAGCUCGUUUUUCGAUGUUUUUCAUUCACAUAUUUUUUGUAUUUGAAAAAUGAAAUACAUCUUGUACCAAGAGUAUAUAACCCCCCAA